AUGAGCACUACGCUUUCGUCGAACUCUCUUGAAGGCAGCGAUGAAAAGGAUUGUUACACCGCGAGCUUUGCUCACGAUUCCGACGAGUGUUACCUCGAGGAUGACCUAUUCGACUCCCCAGCUUCCAGAGGCCUAGCUACCUCGCGGUCGAUAUUUGGCGACGACCUCUGCGCGAGCUGUUCCUGGAGAGUUGCUGACAUGGCAUGCGAUCCCGUCUGGGUUGACGACGCGCGUUUGCGAAUCAAGGAAGCGGCUCUGGCGGUCGUCGAGGCGCAGCAGGCGGCAGAGGAGCUGAGCGCGCGAGCGGACUCGGCGCAUUACGAAUCUGAGCGGCCGACUUCUUACUCCGCCAACGCCUCUCUCCGUUUCAGUCGCAGCGAGCCGUCUCCAGCAGCCACGACAACUCAAGACGCCGCAGAAGCUCCCGCGCCUCGGGGCAAGACCCGCAGCGCGUGGUUCUCAAUUGGCCGAUCCAGCGAUUCUGAGCAGCGCGAUGGGGAUCGAAGCAGCACGGCGGGGAACCAUAGUAGCACGCGGCGGCUGGCUCAGAUCCGUAAGGUGAACAGCGAGCUCCGCAUUUGCGUGGGGACUGUGGCGAAGUUGUGGAGCCGUAAUUCCUCGAACUAA
Closterium sp. Yama58-4 is the source of this 627-nucleotide messenger RNA. NCBI's taxonomy places the organism in Eukaryota, Viridiplantae, Streptophyta, Zygnematophyceae, Desmidiales, Closteriaceae. The record is from the annotation of a GenBank genome assembly.